Molecule: messenger RNA, 8006 nt
Organism: Hyla sarda
Lineage: Eukaryota; Metazoa; Chordata; Amphibia; Anura; Hylidae
Gene: TANC1
Product: tetratricopeptide repeat, ankyrin repeat and coiled-coil containing 1
Exons: 26
Coding region: 583-6030 (1815 amino acids)
Molecular function (GO): protein binding
Source: RefSeq, a predicted model, not a curated record
CACACACAGCGGCUCGGUGGUGGGACAGAGCUGGCGGAGGGAGAGUGCGCUUCCCGGGGAUCUGUGCUCUGUCUGGGCUUGACGGGGGACCGGGAGAGAGAUAGAGAGAGCUCCAUGAGGUGACGGUAAACUGGGAGCGGACAUCAUGGCUAUGGGGGCUUGAGAAGUGUGCAAGAACUAUAUAGGGGCUGGGAAGUUUUCUGGGAAGUUAUAUAGGACUAAGUUACAUAGUCAUUGGGGUCUUCUGGGGGGCUAAGGAGCAUCAGCAAGACCUUGCAUGGAGUAAGUAGGAGCCUAUUGCUACUUAGGAUCUUAUAUAGUGAAUUAUUAGGGGUGUUUUUCACUAGUGUCAUUCCCCUUUAAGUCUAUUGGGAGUGCAUAGGGGGUAGAAGUUACUGGGGGGUGCCCUAAGAAAGUGCGCCAGACCCGGAUCUACAAGCGGCAUCACCUUAAAGUCGCAUUGAGGUGAGACAUGCCCCGGCUGAACUCCAUCUGCACCUCUCUCACCUCCACCCUGUGACCCUCCCUUCUUCAAUCAACCGUAUCCGGCUCCCUAGUCUCCAGCCCCAGGACUCUGAGAAAAUGUUAAAAGCUGUUUUAAAGAAGAGCCGAGAGAGUGUGAAGAACAAGAAUCAAGCUGAAGAAAGCACACAACAUAUCUUAUUCACCGGUAAUAAUGUGGAUUAUCCAAUCGUCAGUCCGGGCAUCCAGGAUGACCUCUACAAAAUGGGCUUCACCAAGGGAGUCUCUGUCUCUUUACCAUCAUCUCCUCUGCUGCCCCGCCAGUCAUACUCCAUGCAACAAAGAGCCCCCAAGAAAUCACCAGGGCCAAUGAGGAAGCCCAAGUAUGUUGAGAGUCCGCGAGUGCCAGGAGAUGUAAUGCCAUUGAGAAAAGUCUCCGAGUUGCCGGACCCCAACCAGAAUGAAGCCGCUCUGGAUAAAAAUUCAGGUUGUUCUCCCGCAGCUCAGGAGCUCAUGACCAGACUGGGAUUCUUGUUGGGCGAAGGGAUUCCGAACUCUGCUCGAGUAUCUAUGGAUGAGAAGAAUGAGACUAUGUGUACAGUGACAAGUCACGGGAUAAGUCCCUGCUCUACACUCACUAACAGCACGGCCUCCCCGAGCACUGCCAGUCCCUGCUCCACACUGAACAGCUGCAUCAGUAAUACUGCGCCCAACAGAACCAGUCCCAGCGGAACCAUCAGCAGUCCCAGCUCCACACUGGAAAGCAAAGACAGCGGCAUCAUAGCCACCAUCACGAGUUCGUCGGAGAACGAUGACCGCAGCGGUUCCAGCUUGGAAUGGUGCAAAGAUGGCAGCUUGAGGACGGGAGGCCAUCCGGGGAUAAUUCUUGAGCGGAGGACAGAUAACUGCUCACCCGUGGUGGAAGAGGAAACCUGCGGUGGUGUGGAAAAUUUGCCCAAAACUGACCCAUCUACUGGAGAAGGCCCGGUCUCCUACAUGCAGAAUUCCAGCUCUUUAGUAAUGCAGCGACCAAACUCUGUGGCAGCUACGAGUUCCACAAAACUGGAAGAUUUGAGUUAUUUGGAUGUUCAGAGAAAUGCGCCACUGAGGACAUCCAUUCGCAUGCCCUGGCAUAACACAGCAGGGACCCGCGUGCAGCAGGAAAUCAAAGCUCGCUUUGUCCCCUACAAGCCACAGGACAUUCUGCUGAAGCCGCUGUUGUUCGAAGUGCCAAGUAUAACAACAGACUCAGUGUUUAUUGGAAGGGGCUGGCUCUUUCAGGAGAUAGAGGAAAAGCUGAGUUGUUCGGAGCUGCCGGAGAACCGGGGCGUCGCGAUCGCUGGCAGCGUUGGGUUUGGAAAGACGGCAAUAAUUUCUAAGCUGGUGGCGCUCAGCUGCCAUGGGACUAGAAUGAGGCAGAUUGCCUCAAAUAGCCCUUGUUCAUCUCCAAAAGGUAGUGACCAUGCCCUGGAGAUCCCCUUGUCUCAGACAUCUCCGCUCAGCCUCGGCAUGUGUGGUGCUAACACUAUGAAAUCCCUGGGCUCCCAUGGAAGUCCGGAGCACCAGAAGAUGAUGGAUGAGUCACUUAAACAUCUGGCUUCCAAGGUUGUUGCGUAUCAUUACUGUCAGGCGGACAACACAUACACUUGCCUAGUGCCGGAGUUUGUGCACAGUGUGGCGGCUUUAUUGUGCCGCUCGCAUCAGCUGACCGCGUACAGAGACCUUCUUAUCAGGGAAACCCAUCUUCAGAGCAUGCUCAGCCUGCGGUCUUGUGUACAGGACCCUUUGAGUGCCUUUAGAAGAGGGGUCCUUGAGCCAAUGACUAGUCUUCGUCGAGAACGGAAGAUCCCAGAAGAGGAAUUCAUUAUCUUGGUUGAUGGUUUGAAUGAAGCGGAAUUCCACAAGCCGGAUUAUGGCGACACCAUCGCUUCUUUUAUAAGCAAGAUAAUUCCAUCAUUUCCAUCCUGGAUAAAGCUGAUUAUGACCGUGCGCUCGAACUUUCAGGAAAUAACAAGUUCGCUGCCCUUGUCCAAGAUUUCCUUAGAUGAUUUCCCAGAGAACAAAGACAUUUACAAUGACCUGACGGCCUAUAUACAAUACAGACACAGCACUAGCCAGGAAAUUGCAAACAAUAUCUCUUUAAAUGGGAAAACAGAUGCCACCAGCUUCGGCAAACUGUGCGAUCACUUGGUGAUGCGGAGCCAGGGCUCUUACCUUUACCUGAAGCUCACCUUGGAUCUAUUCGAAAGGGGCCACUUGGUGAUCAAGAGUUCGAGCUAUAAGGUGGUGCCGGUGUCCGUCUCGGAGCUUUAUUUGCUCCAAUGCAACAUGAAGUUCAUGACCAAUUCAGCCUUUGAGAAGGCACUUCCAAUCUUGAACCUGGCUCUGGCCUCACUGCACCCCAUGACGGAUGAGCAAAUAUUUCAGGCCAUCAAUGCCGGCAGUGUUUAUGCCGAACAUAACUGGAAAGACUUCCAACAGCGCAUGGAACUCCUAUCCUGCUUUUUAAUCAAGAGAAGGGACAAGACACGCAUGUUUUGUCACCCGUCCUUUAGGGAAUGGCUGGUAUGGAGGGCUGAUGGAGAGAGCACACAGUUCCUAUGUGACCCACGAAGUGGACAUGCCCUCUUAGCAUUCAUGUUUUCUCGACAAGAAGGGAAGUUAAAUCGCCAGCAGACCAUGGAACUGGGCCAUCAUAUUUUAAAAGCGCACAUAUUUAAGGGACUCAGUAAGAAAAGUGGAGUAUCCUCCAGCACUCUGCAGGCCUUGUGGAUCGGGUACAGCACAGAUGGUUUGUCCGCAGCGCUCGCUUCUCUGAGAAACCUGUACACCCCGAACAUUAAGGUGAGCCGACUUUUGAUCUUAGGCGGCGCCAAUGUGAACUACAGAACUGAGGUUCUUAACAACGCCCCUAUAGUGUGUGUCCAGGCUCACCUCGGCCACGAGGAGAUGGUCAGCCUUUUGCUGGAAUAUGGGGCCUUUGUGGAUGGGGCAUCAGAAAGUGGAAUGACGCCUCUGUGCUACGCUGCUGCCUCGGGACACUUCAACAUCCUGAAUCUUCUUUGCAAAAAAGGAGCCAAGGUGGAUCACAUAGACAAGAAGGGGCAGAGCGCUCUGGUGCACAGCGCUCUGAGAGGCCAUUGCGACAUUCUCAAGUAUUUAUUGAACUGUGACUGGACGUCCUCUAACCAGCAGCCAAACUACGUGAGGAGAAGUCACGCUCUGCAGCAGUCGCUGACCGCGGCGGCCAGCAUGGGACACACAGAGGUGGUGAAAUGCCUUUUCAGCCAUGAUAAAGAUUACCCAAUAGACAUCAAUGAGAACGAUACCCUGUGGGGAGAGACAGCUCUUACAGCAGCUGCAGGACGGGGGAAGCUGGAGGUCUGUGAGCUGCUUCUCGACCACGGAGCCGUCUUAUCCCGACUAAACAGACGUGGCAUCUCUCCACUGUUUUGUGCUGUGCGCCAAGGACAUUGGCAGGUUGCCAGGUUGCUCAUGCAGCACGGCUGUGAUGUGAAUCUGUGUGACAAGCAAGGCAGGACCCCUCUCAUGGUCGCUGCGUGUGAGGGGCAUUGUGGUACCGUGGAGUUCCUUCUGUCAGAGGGGGCGGACAUUGCAGCGCUGGACAAGGAAGGUCUGACUGCCCUCAGCUGGGCUUGCCUCAAGGGCCACAAAGCCGCCGUCCAGUGCUUAGUAGAAAGAGGCUCUACUAUUGACCAGAUGGACAGAAAUGGCCGCACGCCGCUGGAUUUAGCUGCUUUUUAUGGAGACGCUGAAAUCGUGCAGUAUUUGGUGGACAACGGCGCUAUGAUUGAACAUGUGGACUACAGCGGGAUGAGGCCUUUGGAUCGUGCUAUCGGCUGUAGAAACACUGCGGUUGUGGUGACUUUGCUCAGAAAAGGAGCAAAAUUAGGAAAUGCAGCAUGGGCAAUGGCAACAUCCAAGCCGGACAUCCUAAUUAUUCUCCUACAGAAGCUAAUGGAUGAAGGCAAUAUACUGUACAGAAAGGGAAAAAUGAAAGAAGCCGCGCAGAGGUAUCAGUACGCACUAAGAAAGUUUCCUCGCGAAGGAUUAGGAGAAGAGAUGAAAGCGUUCAAUGAGCUGCGGGUCUCCCUCUACUUAAACAUGUCCAGAUGUCGCCGAAAAAUGAACGACUUUGGUAUGGCUGAGGAGUUUGCAUCCAAGGCACUAGAGCUGAAACCAAAGUGCUACGAAGCUUAUUAUGCGAGAGCGAGAGCAAAACGGAACAGCAGGCAGUUUAUUGCCGCUCUUGCCGAUCUCCACGAAGCUUUGAAAUUGUGUCCCAACAACCAAGAAGUAAGAAGACUUUUAUCCCGUGUAGAAGAAGAGUUCAAACAGCACCAGAGGUCACAACAGCAGAAACAAUUCCAACCUCCCCCGCCACCAAGCAAUGACUCUGAUCAAGAGGACGAGGCCAUUGAAGAAACCCUGGGCAACCACCUUAAUUUUGAGGAGCUUCAAGAGGAUGACUGUCCAACUUCUGAUAAACUCCUUGGGAACUCAAAACCACAAGAUUUGGCAAAUAACAAUAAAAUACAGGAACAUAGUAAUCAAAGAUACCUUCCCGAACCUCCGGAAGACCUUCAAGGGAAGAAUAUAUGCCUACAGCAAGCAUUGGUACAAAGACCAACAAAACAGGCCCAGAUAGUGAAAACCAACCAGCACAACUCUCUGCAAUCCAUGUCGAGGUCUGGGAACAGUUUUUCUACUCCAAAAAAUUCAGUUCCUUCUAACUUAGUACCUUCAAGUCCACUUCCAUUGAGGCAGUCUUCCAACCAAGCCAGUUUCAGAGGGCCUAGUGUAGAUGCAACACAUUCGGUGUCAGGGUCUCAUGGUCCUGUGUACUCUGAGAAGCUUCCAACUGGACAUCCCAUCCACAAACAGCCGGGGGAAGUUAUGCCGCCAUACAGGUCCUCGGGAUCCUUUGUUUCUAAAACAUCAGAAAGAUAUGUUGGUCUGUCUCCACCCCGGGAAACCCAGUCAACUAUCGAAAAACCCAUUGUGACAGAAAGCAAAAGAAUAGCCUCACAUGGCUUGACUUCAAGCAGUAGUUUUUCUGAGGGUGUUAAAGGACCUGAUGUGCGAAGUAAAGAAAUUAAGACAAGCCAAACUCUUAGUGCAACUGAGCAGAGAGCAAGGAACAUACCGUUUAUGGGCAUCAUGGACAAAACAGCCAGGUCCAUCCAGCAGACCACUCAGCCAAGUCGAAGUUGGCAGAACCAGACACUGGAUGUAAACACCAACCCUCCCGGGUCUAUUCAGUCUGGAAAUUUCCCUACCAGGCAGGCAAGUACUUACGGGAAUCACAACAAAACCAUGCCAAAUGUAUACGGAGGCCUUAUUCACAAUGGGAUUCACUCUAAAGACUCUGAGGAAGGGAAGAGUCAAGCAUCCAGCCACACCCAGGAUCUAAAAGUGUCCAAGGUGGUCCACAAGUCAUACCAAGAAGCUAUGGUGAGGUCGCAAUCUCUUCUGGUUAAAGACUCAAAUUUAGGCUCAUUGUCCUCUUCAAAACCAAAGCGAUCUUUCGUGGAAUCCAAUGUGUGAUCCACCAAUUUAGGACAAACCUGACACCAACUCCUCAUUGAUGGAGGGAGCGUUUUUUUCUUCUGGUGCUGAAUUGAGCAGAAACUUCUUUGCUGUUCCAAUGGCUGCACUCGUGAAUUCAACAGGCAGAUACUUCACCUCACUGUUGGCUGCUUUUUCUUUGUAUUUUCUUGGAGAAGCAACAAUUUCUUCUUAUUGGGUGCCACAUUUGGGUUAAAUUUGGUUGCCAUUUUAACAGAAAAGGAAACCGUAAGCUGAAAAUAAAACAUUUACAUGGCUUUAUCUGUUAAAUGAACAUGUUUGGCACAGGAGCGAAGAUGUAGCCAAAUAUUUUUCAAAGAGGCUGCUGGUCAGUGUCGAUGGAUUGGUCUGCCACAACCGCUUUGGGUUCGGGAGCAGGUAUAAAUGUUGGGAAUCAAUGUAGAAGAUUCCUUCUCGUUCACUGCCCGGUGCAGGUUAAGGACUCCCAACAGCUCUGGAGGAACUUUACGCAACUUGGUCUUCAGAAUGUUACCAAAUUACAAUGUACAAUGUGUAUAAAGCUAAAGCAAGCAAGAAUUUAAGAAUAAAUCGCCUUAUAUGCCUUUAACAAUACUAUGUGGAGCAAAUGUACUGUAACCGACAGCAACCAAACAGAUUCUUCUUUAUAAUAGCUGUCCUUUAUAUAGCACAUCACACGAUAAUUACAUAAAAUUUAUUACACUAUAUAACAUAGGACAUACUUAUCAUCAUACCAGAAGCCUAUCAAAAGACGGUUUCAGUUUAGUCUAGUAAAAUAUCUGGUUGACUGUUUUGUACUUCGCUACUUUUGUUUUUCACUAUUGUUGCACCAGUAAAAGAUGAUGUUAUCCAUUGUCACCAUUUUCUGCAUUUAAAAGGGGUUUUCCAGGAUUAAAACAUUGAUAGCUUAUCCGUGGCCUGGCCGUAUACAUUAGUUUGUCAGACAGCAGCUAAGUCUGUGUUCACGCUUGCGUUGUCCUUCCCAUUGUUCUGCCACUUCAUCGCACCAGCAGAUCUGUUGCAUGCCGGACACCAAUGGUGACUUUAAAGGGAUUAUCCAGUUAUUAAAAAUGUAUCCCCUAGCUAAAGGAUAGUGGAUAAGUGUCUUAUCCCGAGGGGUCCAACCACUGGGACCCCUGGCAAUCUCCAGAAUGGUGCCCAAGUGUGGAGUCUACACGCUCCGUUAAUGCAUUCCCUAUCAGAGUGCUGAAGACAGAUGAGUACAGCACUCGUGUAUCUCCAGUGCUCCCACAGAGAAUGUAUGAAGGGGAAGUGUUGACCAGUUCUAAGGGGCACCUCGUGUUCUCCAGAAUAGUGCCCAACUCUUACUGUUGAGCACGCCAACCCCCACCUUUCGAGACAGACAAGUCUGGUCUGUGGCGGCAAGCUCAGCCAAUUUCAGUCUGAGGUGGGUCACCGAUCUGUUCUGGAGAUCACGAGGGGUCCCAGUUGUCCGACCAUAAUCCUGUAGCCAUUGGAUAGGCAAUACCUUUUAAUAACUGCAUAACCCCAUUAAUGGGGUCUGUUGGGUUUCCAGUGUCCACAGGAACAUAUGACUGAGGCCGUUGCACGGAAAUGAUGCAUUCUCAGCCUUGACUGUAGGUUGUUGUGUUAGAGCAGCGAGAGUCCACCACCAUAUUAGAGCAGCGAGAGUUCGACCACCAUAUUAGGGCAGCGAAAGUCCGACCAUCAUAUUAGAGCAGUGAGAGUCCGACCACCAUAUCAGAGCAGCGAGAGUCCGACCACCAUAUCAGAGCAGCGAGAGUCCGACCACCAUAUCAGAGCAGCGAGAGUCCGACCACCAUAUCAGAGCAGCGAGAGUCCGACCACCAUAUCAGAGCAGCGAGAGUCCGACCACCAUAUUAGAGCAGCGAGAGCCCGACCACCAUAUCAGAGCAGCGAGAGCGCGACCACCAUAUUAGAGCAGCGAGAGUCCGGCCACCAUAUCAGAGCAGCGAGAGUCCCACCACCAUAUC